Microplitis mediator is the source of this 1977-nucleotide messenger RNA. Its product is annotated as PHAF1 protein CG7083. Gene Ontology annotation, cellular component: trans-Golgi network. NCBI's taxonomy places the organism in Eukaryota, Metazoa, Arthropoda, Insecta, Hymenoptera, Braconidae. The record is from RefSeq and is a predicted model, not a curated record. Gene Ontology annotation, biological process: Golgi to plasma membrane protein transport. The coding region runs from base 245 to 1522 and encodes 425 amino acids. The transcript has 8 exons.
CCAGCCGUGAGUUUAGUAGUGGGAGUUAAACUCUGAGGAAAGGCAAUAUGGCUGUUAACUGAGUCCCUGGUUCGUAUAUACGUCCGUUACAUUACCAGAGACAAAGAAACAACGCAGUAGUUGAAAAAAAAAAUUUGAUUUGGCGCGUAGUCACGUUAUUACGCGUAUCAUUAAUACCUUUUAAUUGUUAAUUAAUAAAUAAAGGGCAUAACAAUUAUAAAUAAUAUAAGUUUAUAAAAUAAUAAUGCUGGAACUUGAAGUUGUGCCUGAAAGAUCCAUUGGUUGUGAGCAGUGGGAAUUUAUUUUAGGAAUGCAUUUUUCUCAAUCGGUAUCCAUAAUACAGUCGCAAGUGGGCAUUAUUCGAGGAGUACAAGUUCUUUAUAGCGAUACUAAUCCAUUAGAAGUAGACUUAGUAAUAAAUUUACCACAUGAUGGGAUACGACUUAUAUUCGAUCCUGUCGUCCAGAGGCUAAAGAUUAUUGAAAUAUAUAAUAUGAAAUUAGUGAAACUUAAGUAUUGUGGAUUGCCGUUUAAUUCACCUGAAGUGUUGCCGUCUAUUGAACAAAUUGAACAUUCAUUUGGUGCAACUCAUCCUGGUGUUUAUGACAGUGAUAAGCAGGUUUUCGUGCUCAAUUUUCGCGGUUUAUCAUUUUAUUUCCCAAUUGAUUCAAAAUUCCAACCUGGUUAUGCACAUGGAUUAGGAUCCUUACAAUUUCCAAAUGGGACAUCACCGCUGGUUGCAAAAACUGCUAUAUAUGUUGGUAAUAUGGCUGCUGGAUCAGUGGGAAGUGAAGAGCACUGUCUGAAAGCCCCACCACCACCACUGCCAUUGGUCUGUUAUCAUAAUAAUUUGUAUCUAGAAAAAGCAGAAAUUAUAAGAGAUAAAGUACGAACGCGAGGUUUAAAAUUACAUCUUUUUACGGAAGGAAAUUCAGCAACGAGAGUUUUAUUGGAACCUAAAAAACACAACCUCUUGAAAGAAGUAUGGUUUGGAGAUUACUGUGAAGAUGUUUUAAGUGCACUUGGAGCACCUUCACGUGUAUUUUUUAAAGCAGAAGACAAAAUGAGAAUUCAUAGUCCGCAUGCACAUAAAAAAGACAAGACAAGACGAUCUGACUUUUUCUAUAAUUAUUUUACUUUAGGCUUGGAUGUUCUGUUCGACGCUAAAACACAAUGUGUUAAAAAAUUUGUGUUACAUACAAAUUAUCCAGGGCAUUAUAAUUUUAAUAUGUAUCAUCGGUGUGAAUUUACCCUUACACUACCUCCUGAAAAUAAUUCCAAUGAUUCUGGUAAACUUAUCGACGUUAGCCCAUCUCCAAUAAUGAUCACUGCCUACACAAAAUGGGAUAAAAUAAGUGAACAAUUAAAAGCAACUGCUCGUCCAGUUGUAUUGAAUCGUGCGUCUUCUACAAAUACGACGAAUCCAUUUGGUUGUACUUUCUGUUAUGGUAUACGUGAUGCCAUAAUUGAAGUCAUGGCAAAUCAACACAUAGCCAGUGUAACACUUUAUUCAACUGCGUGACCUUGGUAAGCCGCUGCAUUUCAUAAGACAAAUAUUCAUAGUAUACCUUGAGGAAAAAAAAAUAAAAUAAAACAAAAAAACAAAUAAAAAGAAUGAAUCAUUCUAAAAUAAAAAAAAAUAUAUAAAACAUAUAAGCGAUAAAGAAUGUUUAAAAAAAAAAAAUAUAAAAACUUGGGAAAAGUAAAAAAAAGUAUCGUGAAUACUGGUAGUAUAUAAACAAUCUAUAAUCCUUGAAACGGAUUGAUGGAUAAGCCAGUGAAAGAAACGAUUAUUGAUAUAUUAUAUUAUAUAUAUACAAUACUAUAAAGUAUAAAAAUGGAGAAGGCAUCUAGAACGGUAGGAAAUAUUUAUGUAGAAAAAUUUAUGGUCAAUAAUUUGUUUUAAAAAAAAGUAGGGCAGAAGUACCAUGGCCACUGAUCCGUUUUUGGACAUUUAAUUUUUUAUUUUUUUUUAUU